CAUUAUACCAGUAGUGUGGUACAAAAUCAGACAGUUAUAUCCAUAUUAUAGAAAUAAAUAAUAAUAAGUUCUAUUAAAAUAAAGGAUAUCAUUUUUUAAAAAUGAGUCUUGUUGCGUAUGGGAGUAGUGAUGAAAGUUCAGACGAUGAAGGUAUAAAUUGUGAUACAGAAAACGAAAAUAUAAUUACAUCAGAGGUUAUAGUUCAACGAACAAACGAUAAACUACGUUUACCUGCACCAAGAUAUGAUACAGAUAAUGAUAAAAUUGACGAUACUAGUACUGACAUGCAAAUAACCGAAAUAAAUGAAUCUUCGGAGAAGAUACAUUUCAAUAAACUACCUAAACCGAAAAAUUCAACUAGGAACGUAGAGGAUUUCAUAGAGGAGGAUGAUAUUCUCCCUAAAAAGGAAAUUGAAUUAAAAGCUGAGAAACUGAUAAAAAGAGGUCGAGCUCCAGUCAAAAUAACAGUUCCUUCACUGUCUGAGUUUAAAGAUCUUGAGAAUGAUAAUGAAUCAAAAAUCAACAAAAUUAAGCCAUCAAAUAAAGGAACAAAGCUGUUUGCACUCUUACCACCACCUAAAGGAACAGAUGUUAAAAGUACUAAUAGUUUAAUUCCUAGUGCUGUAAAAACAACUGCUAAAACUGCUCAGCCAAAAGUUCAACCUGUUACAAACAUGUCUACUAAAGAUUUAAAUAUACGAAAGGUGACAAAACUAACAACAAAGGGUUCAUUAGGUGUAAGUUAUGAUUCUAACUCUGAAGAUGAAGAUGAUAUAAGUAUUGCAAAUAGUGGUAAGAAUUCCACUACAGAUUUCUUUGCUUUAGAAGCAACUAAUAGUGUUGCUGGUUUGGAUAUGCCAGAAUCCUCAAAUACCAGCAUAGGUUUAAGUAAGUUCAAUUCGGAACUUGAGAAUGAUCCCAAACAGACUGAUAGCACAUUUGUCUACUUAGCAGAUAGCUCUGAUCCAAAUAUAACAAAAACUAAUAAUCCUCAAAAAACGUUAGUGAGCAAUAUUAUGAACUUACCAAAAGAAGAGAUAUUAUUAAAAAACAAAGCAGAAGUAGGUCCAAAAUUACCUAUACCUGAACAAGAAUAUAAUGUAGAUAUAGAAGGAAACGUGGCCUUUGAUGAUAAAGCUAUUGAGUAUCUCUGUGGGAGAAGAGGAAUGAAACGAAAACCUAAAGAAAUCGAAGAAGCAAAUGUUAUUGAAAUAAAUGGAGAAGAUAUCAAACCUGACGAAAGGGAGUGGUUAGUGAAAGCUUUGACUGAGGAACCUGUACAAAGACCAAUUUCUAUGCAAAGUGGAGGGGUGAAUUCGCAAUCUAAGAAGAAGCAUCAAAUAACGUACUUAGCGCAUCAAGCUAAGGCCAUGGAGAUGGAAUUAAAGAAUCAAUGGGCACAAAAUAGGCUGACCAGGAAACAAACGCAGUCGAAAUAUGGUUUUUAAAUAUAGAAAUCUUGUACAAAAUUGUA
Molecule: messenger RNA, 1474 nt
Organism: Ceratina calcarata
Lineage: Eukaryota; Metazoa; Arthropoda; Insecta; Hymenoptera; Apidae
Product: proline-rich protein PRCC
Exons: 3
Coding region: 102-1448 (448 amino acids)
Cellular component (GO): nucleus
Source: RefSeq, a predicted model, not a curated record